This is a messenger RNA of Trifolium pratense (red clover), 2155 nucleotides long. Its product is annotated as zinc finger BED domain-containing protein RICESLEEPER 2-like. Gene Ontology annotation, molecular function: protein dimerization activity; DNA binding. Bases 160 to 1968 code for a protein of 602 amino acids. The transcript has 4 exons. The record is from RefSeq and is a predicted model, not a curated record. Lineage: Eukaryota; Viridiplantae; Streptophyta; Magnoliopsida; Fabales; Fabaceae.
GGAAUGUAAGAACAAAUUGUCCAUUUGGGAUUGGGGGGAAUAUAAAUACCAAGCCCGCGAACCUCAUUUCAGAUUUCUCACUUUCUCUUUUUCAUUUCGCGGUUCUCUCACUAUCACUGCCUCUCGCCGCCGUCUCCUUACGGCGACUCUCCGUCUCCGAUGUCUGGCGAACAGGUCACGGAAGUAACUUCACAAGAAAAUAUGGAAUUUGAUAACGAGGUUGAUCAAAGGGAAUCACAAUCUGUGGAUAUAUGUGCUUCUAUGAUCCUUGCACAUGAUUUGCCCUUUCAUUUUUUUGAGCAAGAGGUAAUCAGGAAGUACUCUGAGUUCUUAAAUCCAAAUACUGUUACACCUACUAAAAAUGUUAUCGAGGCUUAUGUUUCGCAUUUGUACUCGAAAGAGAAACUUAAGCUUAAACAGGAACUGGCUACAAUUCCUAAUAGGAUAUCUUUAACUUUUGAUUUGUGGGAAUCUUGUACUACUGAGACUUAUAUUUGUUUGACUGCUCAUUUUGUUAACGCGAAUUGGAAGUUAAAUAGUAAGCUUCUCAACUUCCGUCUUGUUUACCCUCCCACUGGAGGUGAGAUGUGUGAGAGAAUCAUUGAGUUGUUGAAUGAUUGGGGGAUAGAGAAAAAGAUUUUUUCUCUCACUUUGGGUGAUUCGGUUGAGAAUGAUAUUUUGCAGGAACAAUUGAAAACUCAACUUGGUUUGCAAAAUGGGUUGUUAUGUGAUGGGGAGUUCUUUCACGUGCAUUGUUUUGCACGUGUUUUAAGUCUGAUUGUUGAUGAGGGGUUGAAACUAGUUGGUGAUGCUGCGUAUAAAAUUAGAGAGAGCAUAUGGUUUGUUAGGGAUGACAAUAAUAGAAGGGAAAAAUUUAAGGAGUGCGUUGAAAAGGUUGGUGGUGUUGAUAGUUCAGUUCGCUUGUAUCUGAACAAGUCUAUGAGCGUGAACUCAAUUUAUUUGAUGCUGGAGAGUGCUCUUAAAUAUAGGAGUGUGUUUGAAAGUCUUCACUUGUAUGAUGAUAAUUACAAGUUAUGUCCUUCGGUAGAAGAGUGGAAAAGAGUAGAAAAAAUGUGUGCAUUCUUGUUGCCUUUUUCUGAAAUUGCCAACAUGAUUAAUGGCACAACACAUCCUACUUCCAACUUGUGUUUUUUGCAAGUUUGGAAAGUCCAAUGUGUUCUAGUUGAAAGUUUGAGAGAUGAAGAUGAAGUUAUAAAGAGAAUGGCUGGAAGGAUGAUGAGUGAGUUUGAGAAAUAUUGGGAAGAGUAUAGUGUUGAUCUUGCAUUGGGAGCAGUUCUUGACCCGCGGAUGAAGUUGUCAACAUUGGCUUAUUGUUACUCAAAACUUGAUCCAUCAACCUGUGAACAGAAGUUGCAACAAGUAAAGAGAAAGUUGUACAUGCUAUUUGAUGAGUAUUCUAGCAAAAACACUUCUUCUGGCCCGAAAAGAAUUAUUCAGGACCAAUCUUCUAAUAUGCCACUGCAAAAGAAGUCAAAGUCUUUAUCUCACAGCCUAUUUGAUGAAUUGAAAGUGCACCAUCAGCAGGUUGUUACUCAAACUGGAAAGUCUCAACUCGACAUUUACUUAGAUGAGUCAGAUUUGGAUUUUCGUUGUUAUGAAGAUAUGGAUGUAUUACAAUGGUGGAAGAGUAAUAAUAAUCGAUUUCCUGAUCUAUCAAUAUUGGCUUGUGACUUGUUAAGUGUUCCCAUUACUACUGUUGCUUCUGAUUUUGAAUUUUGCAUGGGCUCACGCGUCUUUAACAAGUAUAAAGACCGUAUGUUGCCAAUGAGUGUGGAAACUAGAAUGUGUACUCGCAGUUGGUUGUUCAAUUUGGUUUGCAAUGAUGGAGAAGACGACGGUGAUGAUGACUUUGAAGAAAUGACGAAUGAAGUUGAUGGUGAUGAGAAAAUGGAGAACGCUUCUAAUGAUUAUGCUUUUGAAGAUGAUGAUAAUGAUGGUGAUGAUUGAUUAGCUUGUAUUUAUUUCACUUUGGUUUAUCGUGUUUGUUUUGGCUAUGGUUUAAAAAAUUAAAACUAUAUAUCGUUGUUAAUGUGUUAUUAACUUGUAGUAUGUGGAUGAAGUUUUUAUGUAAUUCCUUUAGAAAGGAAACAAGAGUACAGACUAUGAUCAAUUAGUAAGUGUCUUUUUUCUUGUG